AUGCUUGAUAUAUCAGGUGAUUUAUAUGAAGGAGUCUGGAAAGAUAAUAAACUUAAUGAAUAUGGAAGAUAUAUUUUUGGUAGUGGAAAGUAUUUUAUUGGUGAGUACAAAGAUGGAUAGUAAUCUGGAUAUGGUAAAUAUUAUUAGGAUGAUGGAUGUUCAUAUGAAGGAUAAUUAACAAAUGAUUCUUAUGAAGGAUUAGGAUUGUUUAAAUGGUACGAUGGAGAUUAAUAUUAUGGAUAAUGGGUAAAUAAUGAGAGAUAAGGUUUAGGAGUAUACACUUACAAUAAUGGAGAUAUUGAUUUUGGAUAAUGGUUUCUUAGUGAUAAACAUGGAAUUAGAAUACCAAUCAUUAAAUGUCAUUGCAAAUGUCUUAUUGAAGUGCUAAGCAUAAAACUCAGAGAGAAAUCAGUAACUUCCAAUCAAUUGAGCCUGAAGUACAAAAUCCUUAGAAAUCUAUAUUAUCCUUAUCUUGCAAUUAAACUCACUUGCUACAAAAGUAUGAUUCAGAAAUUUGGGGGGAUUAGAUAAAUGAUAGAAAUUAAAAAAAAUAAAGAUUAACUUCAUAAAAUUGCCUAGGAUCCAUUUAACAUUGAGGAUAAUAUAACAUUGGACUGCUUUGUUUGCUUCAACUAUAGAUUAUUUUUGAAAGUGCUUGUUUAUCAUAUUGCAUUCUUUUACCUCAUUGGGCCUUUUAUGAUCCUCAUAUUUUUUCUUAUUGAAGGUAAAACUUUUACCUAUAAUAUGGGAUUCUAUGGCUAUACUAAAACUCAUUUUAAUUAAGCUAUUCAUGCAAUAUGCUUUUUAACAAGCGUUUUAUUAUUCUACUUCUAAGGGGAAAAAUGCAGACUGAAUCCAAUUGAGGUGUUCAUGUCAAGCAUUAGCACUUUAAUUUUCUGUUUAAUAAUAGCUCUGAGGUAUGGAUCCUCACCUGAAAUCAGAAUAAUAUAGCAAUACCAAAGAAGAUUUACAGAAGAAGAUGACCAAAUGGAAUUUAUGGUUAAAUCUUGGAAAAAAUUAAAUAUGAAAACUAUUGAUACUCAUAUUAAGUGCUCAAUGGUUAGAAAUGAUAUCGAGAAUCUCACAUUUCAAGUAAUGUUUCUUAGUAAGAUUUCUGAUGAUUUUCAUAAAAGACUGUCCAACUACAGAUAUUACGAAGAGAAUCCCAAUGAAUUAAAAACAGUGAGAGAUUCUUACAAGAAAUUAAUGAAAAGCUUCGAAAUUAAAAGAUAAAAUGUACUAAUCAAUUAAAGCAAAUUGGAGAUGAAAGUAAAUCUAGAUUAGAUUAAUAACAACUUGCAUUAUUAUUCAACAAAAAAGUCAAUCGGAGAGGAUGAAAACUAACAAAUCGAUAUUAUACUUGCUAAUUAAGAUGAAUUGAGUAGAAAAUAUCCAGCAAGACUCUUUUUAAAAGAGUUACUGCUUUCAACUGAAAUUCUCUAAAAAUAAAGACCUUCUAUAGUUUUUAAAGUUUUUUCCAUUGUACAUUCUUUGCUGCCUUUCAUUCUGACAUUUAACUCAGACUUCAAUUCUAGGGAAUCAGAUAAAAAUUGGUAUAGAAGAUAUCAAUAGUGGUAAUUUUGGGUAUUUUUUAUUACCAAUUUCUACAUAAAUUCGUUUAUUUAUUAUCACUAAUCAAUGUUUUUGGAGAUUAGUCUCAUUGAUUUUAGAAGAAGAUACUACUUGAUGAAUUAGAUAUAAAAUCUUAUAGAGCCUAAUAGAAUGAGGCUGAAGAGUUAUGAAAAAAUUUAUCCUUUGAUUAAUAUUUUUGAUAAGCAAUCAUUGAUGAGUUGGCUAGAUAUAAGAAUUCUAGCACUUGAUAUUGGAUAUUGA
Molecule: messenger RNA, 1833 nt
Organism: Stylonychia lemnae
Lineage: Eukaryota; Ciliophora; Spirotrichea; Sporadotrichida; Oxytrichidae
Source: the annotation of a GenBank genome assembly